Nothoprocta perdicaria is the source of this 1234-nucleotide messenger RNA. RefSeq names its product mediator complex subunit 8 (gene MED8). Gene Ontology annotation, cellular component: core mediator complex; mediator complex. Gene Ontology annotation, molecular function: RNA polymerase II cis-regulatory region sequence-specific DNA binding; transcription coregulator activity. The coding region runs from base 18 to 824 and encodes 268 amino acids. The transcript has 7 exons. Lineage: Eukaryota; Metazoa; Chordata; Aves; Tinamiformes; Tinamidae. Gene Ontology annotation, biological process: regulation of transcription by RNA polymerase II. The record is from RefSeq and is a predicted model, not a curated record.
AGCGAAGCGGCGCCGCCAUGCAGAGAGAGGAAAAGCAGCUGGAGCUGACUCUGGAGGCGCUCAUCAGCCAGGUGGCCGACCUGAAGAACUCCUUGGUCAGUUUUAUCUAUAAGCUGGAGAACGAGUAUGACCGACUCACAUGGCCUUCAGUUCUGGACAGCUUUGCAUUGCUCUCAGGACAGCUGAACACCUUGAAUAAGGUGCUAAAGCAUGAGAAGACCCCGCUAUUGAGAAACCAGGUUAUCAUACCCCUGGUGCUAUCACCAGAUCGUGAUGAGGAGAUCAUGCGGCAGACGGAGGGACGUGUGCCGGUGUUCAGCCAUGAGGUGGUGCCUGAUCAUCUUCGAACUAAGCCUGACCCCGAGGUGGAAGAGCAGGAGAAACAACUGAUCACGGAUGCAGCUCGAAUCAGCCCUGAUGUGGCUCAGAAACAGAUCCAAAGCCUGAACAAAAUGUGCUCAAAUCUGCUGGAGAAAAUCAGCAAGGAGGAGCGGGAAUCUGAAAGUGGAGGUUUACGCCAGAACAAGCAGACUUUCAACCCUGCAGAUACCAAUGCUCUGGUAGCAGCUGUAGCGUUUGGGAAGGGACUGUCAAACCGGCGCCCCCCUGGCACAGGGGCAUCUGUCCAGUCAGGUCAACCAGGAGCUGGUGCAAUCAUUGCAGGGGCUUCAGGCAUGCAGCAGGUGCCAAUGUCAAGUGCAGCAGCUCAGCAGCAGCCAAUGCUGGCAGGAGUGCAGAUGGCACAGGCUGGACAACCAGGAAAGAUGCCAAGUGGCAUAAAAACAAACAUCAAAUCUGCCUCAAUGCAUCCAUAUCAGAGAUGAGCUGAGAUGAAGAGAACCCAGGGAAGAGCCGUUAGCAGCAUUGCUCCUGCUGCAGCUACCACUCCUCGAUCCCCUGUAGGACUUCUGAGUCUCUUCACAUACCCGCAUGCCGUACCCAGGGAGCUGGGAACCCCUCCUUGGUCUUGAUUUAGUGCAAGGUGGUUUGUGCAGAGCCACUAGUGGCUCUCCCUUUGUGGCUCUUCUGUCUCUUGGGGAUCAGAACUCCCUGUUCAGCCAGAGCAGUGUACUUCUGGAAUGGAUCCCAUCUUCUUCAGGGCUGGUCAAGAGAACUCCUGCUUUUCCUGAUAUAGAACCUGAAGAGCUGCAUGGAGUGCUCUUCUCUUGGUUUGUUAAUGUAGAAAAGACAUUCUCUCUUUACUCCAUCUUGUUGAAUAAAGACUGUGUUAUCC